UGUUCAGCAGAUGUGGCAGCAGGGGGAAAAAGGCACACUGAUGAAACCAUGGCACCAAGAAGGAUAAGGAAAGUCAGCAAUCAGUCAGAUGGGCAAAUUAGCAAGGAGAUACGCCAAAAGCAAGGGGUGCUUUUUAUUCAACAGUUUGAGAAAGAAGCACAGGACCGUAUAAAUGAGAUGGAGGCUAAAUUGGAGCAGACCCUUGCAACAGUCGAUCGGGUUUUUAAAGUGGAAUUGAUGAAAAUGCCACCUGCGCUUCAAAAAACAGUGAUAAUAGAUUUAAUUAAUGCGGAUGACAUUUCUGCAGGUGAAGUCACCAUCGCCAUAAAGACCGAAUCACCCGAGAUUCACCAGCCUCUCACUAGGAAGCUUAGUAAAGUGAAAGUGAGUGAAGGUGCAUCGGCUCAUAAAAGGAAGGCUACAACAGAACCAUCAAAGGGUUCCAAGAAAGCCAGGUCACUUGCCAAUAGCUCCAGCACUGGAAGCCUACGGUGUGCCACACCCACAAACACAAAAAGAACCAAAACUCGUGCCAAAAUCAGUGAUCAGUCUCCACUGACUGGAACGAAACCCAGAUCUGUUUUGUGCUCAGCCAGUGACGACUACCUGUAUUGCUCCCUGCCUGGAUUGUCUCCACAUGUAAUGAUCUCUACAUCCCAUGGAGAGACAUUGUGCCUCUCGGAUGAUACUGUUGAAGAUGUCGACAUCGGGUUACUGGAUGACAUGGCUGUCCUCCAGAUGCAGAAGUUGAUGAAACUGAUGGACUACCUUUUCAACAAAGUCAAAGCGAAUCAGCCGCUGAGUGUGCAAUGAUACCAACACAGCUAAUAUUGAUCCACUAAUGCCACCUAUGCAUGUUUUACUUACUAUAAAUAAAGAUUUGUAUAUUCGUC
Oncorhynchus gorbuscha (pink salmon) is the source of this 893-nucleotide messenger RNA. Its product is annotated as borealin-2-like. The transcript has 10 exons. The record is from RefSeq and is a predicted model, not a curated record. Gene Ontology annotation, biological process: mitotic sister chromatid segregation. Gene Ontology annotation, cellular component: spindle midzone; chromosome, centromeric region; chromosome passenger complex. The coding region runs from base 49 to 813 and encodes 254 amino acids. NCBI's taxonomy places the organism in Eukaryota, Metazoa, Chordata, Actinopteri, Salmoniformes, Salmonidae.